AUGUUUCGCGCACAGCAGAACGCUUUUGACGAUGCAGUCGCCAAGGCGACAGAUGAGAACUUGACCUCCGAGAACUGGGAGUACAUUCUUGAUGUUUGUGAUAAGGUAUCGGCUGAAGAGUCGGGUGCGAAGGAUGCGGUUGCUGCUUUGAUUAAGAGACUGGCGCACCGGAAUGCCAAUGUCCAGUUGUAUACUUUGGAGCUCGCCAACUCUCUGGCGCAGAACUGUGGCCCCAAGAUCCAUCGGGAGUUGGCAUCAAGAAGUUUCACAGAUGCUCUCCUUCGACUAGCCGGUGAUCGGAACACCCACCAACAAGUAAAGGCAAAGAUCCUAGAGAGCAUGCAGGAAUGGACGCAGAUGUUCUCUAGCAACCCGGACUUUGGUAUUAUGGAGCAAGCAUACAUGAAAUUAAAGACACAAAAUCCCAACCUUCAGCCACCGUCGAAACCUGGCAAAAGCGAAAUUACCGAAAGUGAUCGCCAGAAGGAGGAAGAGGAAUUACAGAUGGCCUUGGCCCUUUCCAUACGUGAUAAAGCUACAAUCUCCGAACAACCAAAGGCCGAAUCUAGCACAGCAAACGUCGCUGCUACCCCCGCUAGCCAGCCAGCACAACCCGCACCAUCUGGACCGGUUCCUUCGGGAACAUCCGCUGCCACUGUUUCCCGCGUGAGGGCACUGUUCGACUUUCAGCCUUCGGAGCCUGGAGAACUGCAGUUCCGCAAAGGUGAUAUUAUCGCAGUGCUCGAAUCCGUGUACAAGGAUUGGUGGAAGGGCUCACUGAGAGGUCAAACUGGAAUUUUCCCCCUCAACUAUGUGGAAAAACUUCCUGACCCUACUGCCGACGAGCUGCAACGAGAGGCCCAGAUGGAAGGAGAGGUGUUUGGCCAGAUCAAGAACGUCGAGAAGCUGUUGACACUCCUGAGCACUCGUAGCUCAGAGCCCAGCGUUCAAGAUAAUGAGGAAAUCACCAACUUGUACCACUCGACUCUGGCCAUUAGGCCCAAGCUGAUCGAGCUGAUCGGGAAAUAUUCACAGAAGAAGGAUGAGUUCACCCAACUCAAUGAGAAAUUCAUCAAGGCCCGAAGAGAUUACGAAACCCUUUUGGAGGCUUCCAUGUCGCACCCUGCGCAGCCUACAUAUGGCAGACCUGGUCAGCCCCAAUUUGGAUACCCUCCUCCUCUUGGGUAUCCUGGUGCUCAGCCUGAUCAGCGGUACUUUAGUCCGCGCCCUCAAGAGAGCCAGCCCCUUCAGCCUAGUGUCGCCCCAUACGCGCAAAACCCGUACCCCCCAACCUCCCAAUCCCCCGACCCGCGCAACCGCACACCUUCCGCCGGGCCACCUUUCCAACAGCAGCAGGCGGCAGAAUCUUACCAGCCUGUGCAUCAUCGUCCUCAGUCAACAUAUGACCACCCGCAAGAACUAGGAACAUCUGUUUAUGACUCCCCUGUCGAACGCCCUGCCGCAAGUCAACGGCUUCCGUACCCGGCAGCACAAGUUCCACCAGCCGUUCACCAGCAGUUCCAGCAGCAACAACAACAACAGGAUUACUCCCCCUCUGUUUACUCACCGGAAGAUGCAGCGGGACAGUCGCAGCCUCCCUAUCCUUCAACCCCAGCCACUCAUCAAGCACCGCCAUUGCAUUCACCUCCCCCAGUUCCCGGUGCAGGAUCAGCCCCCACACCAUAUGCAUCUUUGACACCUGGUGUCCCUAGUAGCGAAUACCAGGCUUACCAGCCUCCCAGCUCCAACCCAGCUUCGUUUUACCGAUAG
Aspergillus wentii DTO 134E9 is the source of this 1770-nucleotide messenger RNA. RefSeq names its product ESCRT-0 subunit protein HSE1. Gene Ontology annotation, cellular component: ESCRT-0 complex. The record is from RefSeq and is a predicted model, not a curated record. Gene Ontology annotation, molecular function: ubiquitin binding; phosphatidylinositol binding. NCBI's taxonomy places the organism in Eukaryota, Fungi, Ascomycota, Eurotiomycetes, Eurotiales, Aspergillaceae. The coding region runs from base 1 to 1770 and encodes 589 amino acids. The transcript has 9 exons. Gene Ontology annotation, biological process: protein transport to vacuole involved in ubiquitin-dependent protein catabolic process via the multivesicular body sorting pathway.